UGCAUUCCGUGUAUCCUUCAAUGCUUUGCCCAAAGACACAAUCCUCGACCCUGUGCCAAAGAGUCUCUGAAUCUUCGCCUCCGUCUGUCGCGAGCUUGCGUAUAUCUGCUUGGACUUCAAGCAGUACACGACCGAUGCUUAAGUCUCUCCACCUUGUGCCGGUGGCCUCACUGGAAUGCAGAACAAGGCCAAUCCCCUGCACGGCCUUGCCGUCUGCCGUGUCCUGCAGAAUGGCCAGGUGUUCGCGCUUUGUAACAAGUACAGUCUCCCGGCCGAGUCAUCCCGCCGAGGCGGCCGACGAUGUCAUCUGGCCGUAUGCUUUGCAGGGUCAUUGCACACUCCUCUGGCUUUCGGCACCAGUGUUCCUUUGGGCGCAUGGACAGAAGUACAGGGUGCCGGCGGCGAUCGUCGUUUGGCAGUUUCGCAGAGUUCGACGAAAGUCAAGGAGUGACCACAUUUCUCCCAUCGGACGUUGUGCGAAUAGCACAUCUUGAGUCCGCUUCUGUGAGGAGUUGUCGAUAGGUCCGAUGGCUCGCGAGGUCGUUGGAUGUACGAUUUCGACACCGCGAGAGACGUUGGGUAGAA
Messenger RNA from Zymoseptoria tritici IPO323, 585 nucleotides. RefSeq lists its product as uncharacterized. Bases 21 to 494 code for a protein of 157 amino acids. The record is from RefSeq and is a predicted model, not a curated record. The transcript has a single exon. NCBI's taxonomy places the organism in Eukaryota, Fungi, Ascomycota, Dothideomycetes, Mycosphaerellales, Mycosphaerellaceae.